Molecule: messenger RNA, 3602 nt
Organism: Diaporthe batatas
Lineage: Eukaryota; Fungi; Ascomycota; Sordariomycetes; Diaporthales; Diaporthaceae
Exons: 3
Coding region: 701-2968 (755 amino acids)
Source: RefSeq, a predicted model, not a curated record
CGCAGACACGUAAAACACCACGCCGUCUAUAUCAACCCCGAGGGCCCCCAACCCAUCUGAUCCCAGCUGACUCCCCUUCCGAACCUCAUGUCCCCCAGACAUUCCUGUGAUAUCCACGGCCUCGCUGCGCUCCAUCUUCACGGUCCCAACCUCGCCAACACGCGCUCUACACGGCCACCCAACACCGCUGCCUCCCGCCGCCUACCCGCCUAGGCAUCUCCCGGACAAACGCUCUCGCCUGCGACAGACCCACUCCAGUCCGGCAUAUCUCGAGGUGUACCAGCACUCAGCACGUCCGAAGACGACCGAGCGAUCUCAUAACAGAGUUUUGAAGAGCUAGGCAGAGUUUGAGAACAGCCCGGCACAAGACUCGCAAACUGCCCUGUCGGCUGCCGUCACCCAUCUCACCAGCACGAGUCGAACCUUGAUCUGCGGUCACGAGAGAACAAGACAACACAAGCAAACCAAGGAGCACGCAUGAGCUCCUGACCUUGGCCCGAAAAUCUCAUCCUCUGGGACUUCCAGGCUCUCACCAGCGUCCCACCUCAGCACCUUCCUGUCAGGGUCUGACCGUCUGGUAUGAGCCAGACAUCUGCAUCUUGACCUCCGUCGCCACUCUCGGACUUGACUCCCUCUACGGAGUCAUCCCAGUGUGAGACAACAAUCCCGGUUGCCCCCCAACAACUGGCCGCCCACCGCCAUGGCAUCCAUUGACCAUCACACGUUCGCCAUGAUGCCCAGGCACAUGAGCGAGGAGCAGGAGCAGCAGCACCUGAGCUCCAUCUACCCUGACCCGCCACAAGGCGCCUUCUCUGCUGCCGGCAUGGACCUGGGCCUCACCUCCGACGUCUACUUCCCCCGCCUCGGCCAAGAAUUCCCUCCAAACAUGAACGGCUUUGACCACCACAUGCCAUAUGCCGCCGACGGCCCCACAGGCUGGUCAUAUGGUGGUCGCAUGUCACCGCCCAUCUUCCAUGAAGACAGGGAGAUGGGAAUCCCCUCCAACAUGUCAACUGCCUCUGCCCCAUCAGCCCCCUCCUCAGCAGUCGGCUCACCACAAUCGGCUCAUGGCCAGCCCGCACCAGUACCUGAGUGGGCGGGCCCCCAGGGUGUCGCCCUCAGCCCCGGCAUCGUCUCUCACGAUUACUUCACCGGGUCCGAGUACAACAGCUACGUCCCACAAGGUAUGGAGGAUCUCGCACCUUUCACGUUCGCAGACACUUCAAAACCACCCGGAUUUGUUGGUGAGUCACCAAAGACUUCUACAUCCGCUGCUCCCGAGCAUCUCCAGCAAGCACAGCAGAGUUCUGGCCCUGUCUCCCCACCCAUGUCCUGCCAAUCUCCAUGUAAUGUACUCGCCGAACCUUGGUCUGCUGUGGAUGCGUCCUCUGUUGCCUCGCAUGCGCAGAGCUCGCCAACCACCCCUCCGUCGUCCAGAAAAUCCAGUGUCUUCACAUCUCCUGAUUCCAUCACUCCGUUUUCUUCUUCUCCCACGGCAGCUGGCUGGACAAGCCCGACAACGCCUCAAGUCGUCUCUUCUUUCUUUUCUCAGUCUAGUGGCCAUUUUAUUGCUCCUCUCGGGUCUUCUUACCCAAGCUUGAUCCACCAUGAGAUCAGCCGGCCGCUCAUGGGUCCGGGACCAUACGACGCUGGUUUUCAGCAGAACUCAUCCGUAUACCCCAACUCACCCGCUCUUACCGCCUCAUCACCACACCUGAGGACCGGCAGCCAAAGCCCCUUCAUGCCACCCAACGCCAGCUUCCACUACUCUCCUUACCAGGCGCCAAUGGAUCAGAACCGGCGGCCGAGCCUAGUCUCGUACCAAUCCGGUCACUCUGGGGCAUUCAGCGACAGCGAUUCAAAGGAGAAACAACGAUGCCCGCAUCCCGACUGCGGUAAGACCUUCAAGGACCUCAAGGCCCACAUGUUGACGCACCAGACGGAGCGCCCCGAGAAGUGCCCCAUCACCACGUGUGAAUACCACAUCAAGGGCUUCGCGAGGAAAUAUGACAAGAACCGCCACACCCUGACCCACUACAAGGGCACCAUGGUUUGCGGUUUCUGCCCAGGCUCCGGCUCCGCAGCCGAGAAGUCCUUCAACAGGGCCGAUGUCUUCAAGAGGCACCUGACAGCGGUGCACGGCGUGGAGCAGACGCCUCCAAACAGCCGCAAGAACAAGAAUGGUGCCUCCACCUCUGCGUCCACAGGCAAGAAGCCAGGCCCGGGCUACGCUCCCGACGCAACUGGCAAGUGUUCGACAUGUUCGCAGACCUUCAGCAACGCCCAGGACUUCUACGAGCACUUGGACGACUGCGUGCUGCGCAUUGUGCAGCAGGAAGACCCCGCCGAGGCGGUCAACGCGAGGAGGCUCGCGGAGGUCGAGAACGACCGCGAGGUGCACGCCACGCUGGAGAAGAACAGCCUGCCGACCACGACACAGACGAUGAUGACCGAGGACGAUGACGACGAGGAGCUGAUGGAGGACGAUGAGGGCCAGUUCCUCGACGAGCAGAACCUGAUGGCGCUCGGAGUCAAGACCUCGGCCUCGCCCACCAAGAAGUCCAAGGGCAACCCAGCCAACGGUGUGCAGAAGUCGCGGGGUCUGACGCACUCCCGUGGCGGCGUCUCCAUGUCCAAGUCCAACGCCAGCAACCGGGCCCGCAAGCACCGCAGGGAGUACCCGUCGUCGUGGGGCUUCGACAAGGGCCAGAUGACGAUGAAGAAGCGGGUGAUGGCCGUCUUUGACGGACCGCGCCGGCUGGCCAAGGACGACAUGAUGCUGUCCACGGAGCGCGAGGUUCGGGUGCCGCUGGCGGACGGCAAGUCAUACGUCACGGACCUGGACGUUCAGACCAUGAAGCGGGCCGAGGGUUUCCUCAACGCCACCGAUGAGGAGAAGGGCAUCUGGAUCUCGGAUGACCCGACGGAGGAGGACAUCAAGGCCAUGCUGGAUGCUCAGAUGCAUUGAGCCCGGCAGCUUCUGAUGAUGAUGAUCCCAUAUAUACCCCACACAAAUUCCGGGAUGCGGGACAGGCCCGACGCGCAGGAGAGAGAAUCUUGAUACCCAUUUUCCAUUACUCCUCAACCACUCACAUAUGCGCGGGAUAUGGCUUUGUAUUUCUUUUUCUUUGGGAAGCGAGCAAGUAAAAGUGAAUUAUCUUUUUUUCUUUUUGAAUUUCAUUUUUCUUUCUUACAUCUCCUCUCGGGGACGGCGGCAUGGGCGGGCGGCAUACAUUUCCAGUGAUAAGAACCCGGGCACAGAAGGGGUAUCUUACUUGCACGAUGUGGACCAUUCCUCCAUUACCUCCUUACUUCCUACUACUACAACUAUUCGCCUGAUGGCUGCGACGAUACCCGGGUUACAUGGUUUAUACAUUUUUGGGGAGAGGUUCCUGGUAUGGCACUCCUGUUUAUGGCUUGGGCUGGGAAUGCACGGAGUUAUGCUGGAUCGUGGGUGGUGUGGUGGCAACCACAACCACCGUCUAUAAUAUGAGCUGCCUUUUGGAUCAUGAUGAAUGGACCUGAGCGCGCGCGAUGGGGUGUAAUACUCUUUGAUACCAAAAGCAUCUUACCUACUAUCCAAUCCACUCUCCAUCCUUGUG